Otolemur garnettii (small-eared galago) is the source of this 1175-nucleotide messenger RNA. RefSeq names its product transmembrane protein 185A. Gene Ontology annotation, cellular component: dendrite. NCBI's taxonomy places the organism in Eukaryota, Metazoa, Chordata, Mammalia, Primates, Galagidae. The record is from RefSeq and is a predicted model, not a curated record. The transcript has 3 exons. Bases 22 to 540 code for a protein of 172 amino acids.
UGUGUGCCCCUGUGGAUUCUCAUGUCCUUCCUGUGCCUGGUGGUCCUCUACUACAUCGUGUGGUCUGUCCUGUUCUUGCGCUCCAUGGACGUCAUUGCAGAGCAGCGGAGGACACACAUAACAAUGGCCCUGAGCUGGAUGACCAUUGUCGUGCCUCUUCUGACUUUUGAGAUCCUGCUGGUUCACAAACUGGACGGCCACAACGCAUUCUCCUGUAUUCCCAUCUUUGUGCCGCUGUGGCUCUCCCUCAUCACGCUGAUGGCAACCACAUUCGGACAGAAGGGAGGAAACCACUGGUGGUUUGGUAUUCGCAAAGAUUUCUGUCAGUUUCUGCUAGAAGUCUUCCCAUUUUUGCGAGAAUACGGAAAUAUUUCCUACGAUCUCCAUCAUGAAGAUAAUGAAGAAACCGAAGAAACUCCAGUUCCAGAACCUCCUAAAAUCGCUCCUAUAUUUCGAAAAAAGACCAGGGUGGUCAUUACCCAGAGCCCUGGAAAGUAUGUGCUGCCUCCUCCCAAACUAAACAUUGAAAUGCCCGAUUAAAGGUCCCGAGUUCAGGGGACAGCGCAUAAGUAGACUGGGACGCACACUCUCUCCACCUCCGUCUGCCUCCUCUUCACCCUGCAGCCCGGCCCCGGAACUGGAGCUGGGUCUCCAGAUACGUCCAUCUCAUGCCUUGUUUGCACCUAAUGCCUAUCAGCCACUCAGCACGACAGGACACAGAGGUGGCAGAUGACUGGCGUGUGCAUGAGUGGAGGUGGUUGCCAGGAGAAUGGGAGAGAGGGAGCAACGGUUUACAGCCGUCGGGGAGGGAGUCUGAGGCGUUUGUCCAGCCCCUUGCACCCAGGGUGCUGGCUGCCUGACAAGGCCCACAGAAGGGACAUCUCUCUGUGCAGCUGGUUUGCAGAGUGUUAACGUUCUGAUCUAAAGUGUUGUUCCAAAAUGUAUUUUCCCUCUGGACCGACCCCUCGUGCAGCUCCGUCCGAGUUGUCCCGCCAUGGCAUAGUCACCAGGAACUGUAGCGAUGUCUCUGAUGCACCACGUUUAGACACGGCACAGUCCUCCGUUUUCCCAUUCCUACUGUGGAAGUGGUUUCCCUCUGGGCAUGCUGGCAGCAGUUUUUCCUGGCCUCACAGUCAGCCCUUUCUGAUGGAGUCACUCCAUGCCUGUAUAGUAUU